Durio zibethinus is the source of this 2473-nucleotide messenger RNA. Its product is annotated as phosphoglucomutase, chloroplastic-like. Gene Ontology annotation, cellular component: cytosol. Gene Ontology annotation, molecular function: magnesium ion binding; phosphoglucomutase activity. Gene Ontology annotation, biological process: carbohydrate metabolic process. Lineage: Eukaryota; Viridiplantae; Streptophyta; Magnoliopsida; Malvales; Malvaceae. The record is from RefSeq and is a predicted model, not a curated record.
AAGAGCAGGUCGUGAUCACGUGCAACGGGAAUGGAAGUGUGAAGAUGAUGACGGAGAUGUCAAGAUAAGCGUUUCCCAACGUACAUGUGGCACUCAAUUCCUCAUUGUUUUUUCCUAUUAUUUAGAGCCAAAGAAAAUUUCAAUGUCACUCUCAGAUCUCCCCUCUAUUCUGUUGCACUUUAAGACCCACAACAUACCACCCUCAUUGAUUCAUUCAUACCUGAACAGACGAAAAGUACCAUCAUUUGCCGCCGUCAAUUGUAGAAGAAGAACAAAAAUAACAAAGAUAUGGCUUCUUGUUGCAAUUCUAUGAGACUGGAAUGUUUCUUCUCUGCUGCUUUCAUAUCAUCAAAACGAUCAUUAAAUGCCACUCCCAUCCUUUCUUCUUCUCAUCUCUAUACCCACCGCUUCCCUCUCAGAAGGAAUUCGUCUUCAUUAUCACACUUGCCUUCUUUCACCAUCAAAGCUUCUUCUUCUUCUUCUUCUUCUUCUUCCUCCACCACAAUUGCUGAGCCCGGAGGCGUCAAGAUAAUUUCAGUUCCCACUAAGCCGAUUGAAGGGCAGAAGACUGGGACAAGUGGGCUUCGGAAAAAGGUUAAAGUUUUCAUGCAAGAUAAUUAUCUUUUAAAUUGGAUCCAGGCGUUGUUUAAUUCAUUGCCACCUGAGGAUUACAAGAAUGCAGUGUUGGUUCUAGGAGGUGAUGGACGAUACUUCAACCACGAAGCUGCGCAGAUAAUUAUCAAAAUUGCUGCUGGGAAUGGUGUUGGCAAAAUUUUGGUUGGCAGGGAAGGUAUUCUGUCCACACCAGCUGUUUCUGCUGUAAUUCGGAAGAGGAAGGCUAACGGUGGAUUUAUCAUGAGUGCAAGCCAUAAUCCUGGAGGCCCUGAAUAUGACUGGGGUAUCAAGUUUAAUUACAGCAGUGGCCAACCUGCACCUGAAUCCAUUACUGACAAGAUAUAUGGGAAUACCAUUUCUAUCUCUGAGAUUAAAAUGGCUGAGAUUCCUGACGUUGACCUUUCUCAUCUUGGAAUUACAAAAUAUGGAAACUUCAGUGUUGAGGUCAUAGAUCCAGUUUCUGACUAUUUGGAAUUAAUGGAGAAAGUGUUUAAUUUCGAGCUCAUCAGAAGUCUUCUCUUAAGAUCAGAUUUCAGGUUUGUAUUUGAUGCCAUGCAUGCUGUUACUGGUGCUUAUGCAAAACCCAUUUUUGUGGACAAGCUAGGAGCCAGCCCGGAUUCUAUAUCAAAUGGAGUGCCUCUGGAGGAUUUUGGACAUGGUCAUCCAGAUCCUAAUCUUACGUAUGCAAAGGAUUUGGUUAAUACAAUGUAUUGUGAGAAUGGACCUGAUUUUGGCGCAGCAAGUGAUGGGGAUGGCGAUAGAAACAUGAUUCUAGGUAAAAACUUUUUUGUUACUCCUUCAGACUCAGUUGCAGUUAUUGCCGCAAAUGCACAGGUAGCAAUCCCAUACUUUCGGAGUGGUCCUAAGGGUUUAGCUCGAUCAAUGCCCACCAGUGGUGCUCUUGAUCAUGUUGCUGAAAAGUUGAGUCUUCCUUUUUUUGAGGUUCCCACUGGCUGGAAAUUUUUCGGAAAUCUUAUGGAUGCUGGAAAGUUGUCAAUUUGUGGGGAAGAAAGCUUUGGUACUGGUUCGGAUCAUAUUCGUGAGAAGGAUGGCAUAUGGGCUGUUUUAGCAUGGCUCUCAAUUAUUGCAUAUCGAAACAAAGAUAAGAAACCCGGAGAGAAAUUGUUGUCUAUCUCUGAUGUUGUCAAAGAACACUGGGCAACCUAUGGAAGAAAUUUCUUUUCAAGAUAUGAUUAUGAAGAAUGUGAAUCUGAAGGUGCCAAUAAAAUGAUUGAAUACCUUAGAGAUCUGGUUUCAAAGAGUAAGGAAGGUGAAAAGUAUGGAAAUUAUGUCCUUAAAUUUGCUGAUGACUUUGCAUACACUGAUCCUGUGGAUGGAAGUGUGGCCUCAAAGCAAGGUGUUCGAUUUGUUUUCACAGAUGGUUCAAGGAUUAUAUUCCGUUUAUCGGGAACUGGUUCAGCUGGUGCUACCAUUCGAAUCUACAUUGAACAGUUUGAACCAGAUGUUUCUAAACAUGACAUGGAUGCCCAAGUGGCAUUGAAGCCUUUAAUAGAUUUGGCAUUGUCUGUAUCAAAGCUGAAGGACUUCACAGGAAGGGAGAAACCUACAGUCAUCACAUAAAGCACACUCAUCCUGAGCCUCGCCUAUCAAAUGCCAUUUGAAGUGACUCUAUUAUGGUUGAGCGUUCCUUCUUUCCUGGCCUCUGUUAAGUUUUGUUUUUAUGCUAGUUAGUCUGGCAUUGUAGAAUCACUCCAUGUAAUUUAUAUGAAAUAUUUAUCUGAAAAUAAAACGUCUAGCUUCAAAUGCUCGAUUCAGUGAAAAUAGAUUGAAAUAGAUGAAAGAUCCAUUUGGACUGAUGCGGAAGGUAAUGUAUCUUCUGACUUGCCGGAGCCAGUUU